Striga asiatica is the source of this 672-nucleotide messenger RNA. The record is from the annotation of a GenBank genome assembly. NCBI's taxonomy places the organism in Eukaryota, Viridiplantae, Streptophyta, Magnoliopsida, Lamiales, Orobanchaceae.
AUGAUGAUGAUGAAUUUCAGGGGAUUGAGAGGUUUGGAGAAGGAGUAUAUGAUGAAGCAUCACGAGCACGAGACCAAGGACAAUCAAUGCAGUUCGUUCCUCAUCAAGCACGUUAAAGCUCCUGUUCAUCUCGAUCUCGACACAGAUUUUGUGGGUUUCAAAUCUUUUUUAUCCAAAUGCUGUGUUUGCUUUUUCCUGCUAGGUUUGGUCUCUGGGAAGUCGGGUCUUCCUGCUACUACCAGCACUGAGAGAUUGGAGCUUCUCGAUGAUGACGAGCACGUGUUAAGUGUCAGGAUUGUUGGUGGGGACCACAGGCUCAGAAACUACUCUUCGACUGUAUCUCUUCAUCAUGAGGUGAUUGAAGGGAGACCCGGGACAAUGAUUCCCAAGCUGCAUUUUAUGCUGACAUUAAAACCAGUACAUGCAAUGCGUCGUGUUUACGAGCUGAUGAUAACAAGUGAUUGGACAAUUGGGCUUGACCAAUUAGCUGGGUCAUUCGGUGGCGAACUCUGGCCCGCCCGUUCCAAGUGGGGAGUUGGGCCGCGUGGUUCAGGCGAAGGCUUGGAUCUCUCGGCCCUUAGAGCGGAGGGCAAUGCGUCAGGCUGGCCUCACAGAGCAGCGAAAAUCUCCCGCUUUCUACAGUGGAAGGAUAACGGGCCGGUGCUUCCUUGA